AUGUCACAUGUCUCACAUUUCAGGGUAGGGAAAAAGCAGUCACUCAAAUCACCUGACUACUAUACCUCAGUUCAGAAGUGAUCCUGCAUUUUGCGGUCGCACGUGAAUAGACACAUCGCAUUAAGCUGUGCGGGUCACGUUACCACUGUCCAGUGCGAGUCUCACAAAAUUUUCACCGAAAAGCACUAGGCCAAAAAAAAGUAGUGAAAAACCUUUGACUUUUCCUUUGUCAUAUCAAUAAUAACUAUACAAAAUGGGUCGUGUUAGAACUAAGACUGUUAAGAGAGCCUCCAAGGUUUUGAUUGAACGUUUCUACCCAAAGUUGACUUUGGACUUCGAAACCAACAAGAGAUUGACUUCCGAAAUCGCCGUCAUCCAAUCCAAGAGAUUAAGAAAUAAGAUCGCUGGUUACACCACCCACUUGAUGAAGCGUAUUCAAAAGGGUCCAGUUAGAGGUAUCUCAUUCAAGUUGCAAGAAGAAGAAAGAGAAAGAAAAGAUCAAUACGUUCCAGAAGUCUCUGCUUUGGACUUGUCCCACACUAACGGUCAAUUAGAAGUUGACGCUGAAACCGCUGACUUGGUUCAAUCCUUGGGUUUCAAGAUCCCAGUCCAAACCGUCUCCAUCUCUUCCCAAAGAGGUCCAAGACGUUUCGCCAAGAGAAACUAAGUAUAUAGUUAAUCUAACAUUGUACUAAUUGUAUGUCGUAACAU
This is a messenger RNA of Suhomyces tanzawaensis NRRL Y-17324, 711 nucleotides long. RefSeq names its product 40S ribosomal protein eS17 (gene RPS17B). The coding region runs from base 254 to 667 and encodes 137 amino acids. Gene Ontology annotation, molecular function: structural constituent of ribosome. The transcript has 2 exons. The record is from RefSeq and is a predicted model, not a curated record. NCBI's taxonomy places the organism in Eukaryota, Fungi, Ascomycota, Pichiomycetes, Serinales, Debaryomycetaceae. Gene Ontology annotation, biological process: translation. Gene Ontology annotation, cellular component: ribosome.